Molecule: messenger RNA, 2850 nt
Organism: Lodderomyces beijingensis
Lineage: Eukaryota; Fungi; Ascomycota; Pichiomycetes; Serinales; Debaryomycetaceae
Source: the annotation of a GenBank genome assembly
AUGAGUGAGAGCGGGUAUACGUUGAUUUACGAGCCCAACACCGCGAGUCGGGUCUCCGUCAAUGAAUUCAAAACGUUGUUGGAAAAGGGCAAAGACGAGGUCAAGGUGGACACGAUGAAAAAGAUUCUCAUUUCGAUCCUCAAUGGCGACCCCAUGCCCGACUUGUUGAUGCACAUUAUUCGUUUCGUGAUGCCUUCGAGAAACAAGGAAUUGAAGAAGCUCCUCUACCACUACUGGGAAGUGUGUCCCAAGCUCGAUGAUUCAGGUAAGAUGAGGCACGAGAUGAUCUUGGUGUGCAACGCGAUCCAGCGUGACUUGCAGCAUCCCAACGAGUACAUCCGCGGUAACACGUUGCGUUAUUUGACCAAGCUCAAGGAGGCUGAAUUGUUGGAGACGCUCGUGCCCAAUGUGCGCCAAUGUCUUGAACAUAGACAUGCCUAUGUGCGCAAGAAUGCUGUUUUUGCCUUGUGGUCGAUUUACAAAGUCAGCGACCAUUUGUGCCCCGAUGCCGACGAGUUGAUCUACAGGUUCUUGUACGAUGAAAAUGACUCUGUGUGCAAGAGGAAUGCAUUUGUUUGCCUUGGCGACUUGAACAGAAACGCAGCGUUGCAGUAUAUCCAGGAUAACAUCACCACCAUUGAAACGUUGGACCCUUUGUUGCAGUUGGCAUUUAUCGAGUUUAUCAAGAGAGAUUCGUUAAAGAAUACGAGCUUGAAGCAGCAGUAUGCGCAAUUGAUUACGGAAAUCGUGGAGAGCUCAUCGAAUGUGGUGAUGUAUGAAGCGGCCAACACCUUGACGGUGUUGACUUCAAAUCCGGCCUCGAUCCUCUUGGCUGGCAACAAGUUUGUUGAAUUGGCCACUAAGGAGUCGGAUAACAAUGUCAAGAUUAUCACUUUGGACAGAAUCAAUGAUUUGAACAAGGAACAUCCGGGCGUGUUGCAGGAUUUAUCGUUGGAGAUCUUGAGAGUGUUGUCGUCGCAGGACUUGGACGUGAGAAGAAAAGCGUUGAAUGUCACUUUACAAUUUAUCACUUCGAGAAAUGUCGAGGAUGUGGUCAAGUUGUUGAAGAAGGAGCUUCAAGCUACUAGCUCGUCGAAUGACGACAAGAACUCCGAGUAUAGACAAAUGCUAAUCAACGCUAUCCACCAAUUGGCCAUCAAAUUCUCCGAAGUUGCCGCAAAUGUCAUUGAUUUGUUGUUGGACUCGAUUGCUGACUUGAACUCAACUGCCGCGUAUGAGGUCAUCACCUUUGUCAAGGAAGUUGUUGAGAAAUUCCCCGAGUUGAGAGAUGCAAUCGUCAAGAGAUUGAUUGCUGCCUUCCCCAACAUCAAGAGCGGCAAAGUUUUCCGCGGCGCGCUUUGGAUUAUUGGUGAGUAUGCUCUUGACGAGCACUUGAUUCAAGAUUCUUGGAAACAUAUCAGAUCAAGCAUAGGUGAAGUGCCCAUUAUCACGAGCGAGUUGAAGACAAGAGAACCACUAAAGACAGAGGAAAAUAGUAAUGGCGGUGGUGAAGAGCACCACAAGAAGAAAGGAGGGCCCCUCGUCUUGCCUGAUGGGACUUAUGCCACCGAGACUGCGUUUUCGGCUGAAACGGUUGACAGUGCCGAUAGCGAAGAGAAACCACCCAUUAGAAAGCACUUGCUUGCUGGUGAUUUCUACCUCGGUGCAGUCUUGUCUUCCACCUUGGUCAAGUUGAUCCUCAGAUUGCAAGAGUCGAAAGUUCUGGGGAAGAUCUUGAAUGCCUCAAAAGCCGAGGCGUUGUUGAUCAUGGUAUCGAUACUUAGGUUGGGUGAAAGCUCCUUAGUUUCAAAGAGGAUCGAUGAAGACUCGGCAGAUAGAAUUGCCUCAUAUAUCAAGAUUCUAAAUGACGAACAAGAUGCCGAGAAUAUCUCCACGAGUUUCCUUGAAGAGACAAAAGAUGCAUUCAAGGCCCAAAUCAACGAUGCCGAGCAAAAGAAGGCCAAAGCAGAGGCGAAGGAUUUGGUUGAGCAUGCUGAACAAGUGGACCAUGCGAUUGUCUUUAGACAACUCGACAAGGACAAUAAAGCUGGCUCGAAAGCAAUAGACGAUCUCGUUGCUGCCUCUGGACUGAAUGUCAAGAGGGAGAGUUUGGCUCCUAGAUUGAGCAAGAUUUUACAAUUGACUGGGUUCUCCGACCCUAUCUAUGCCGAGGCUUUUGUUCGAGUACAUCAAUACGACGUGACGUUGGAUGUUCUCUUGGUUAAUCAAACCACCUCGACUUUGAGAAAUUUGUCAGUGGAGUUUGCCACGCUCGGGGAGUUGAAAGUGGUGGACAAGCCCACCACGGCAAACAUUGGUCCUCACGGGUUUUAUAAAGUGCAAACCACAAUCAAGGUUACAUCAGCUGACACGGGUGUCAUUUUUGGAAACAUUGUAUACGAUGGACAACACUCGGACGAGUCUACCAUUGUGAUAUUGAACGACGUCCACGUUGACAUUAUGGACUACAUCAAGCCUGCCACUUGCUCCGAGAGCCAAUUCCGCAAAAUGUGGAACGAGUUUGAGUGGGAAAACAAAAUCACCAUCAAGUCGCCGAUUGGGUCGUUAAAGACGUACCUCGAGGAGCUCAUGAAGGGUACCAAUAUGAAGUGCUUGACCCCGGGUGCCGUGAUUGGAGAAGAAUGCCAAUUCCUUUCUGCCAAUUUAUACUCGCGCUCGACGUUUGGCGAAGAUGCGUUGGCCAAUUUGUGCAUUGAAAAACAGAAUGACGGGCCCAUCAUUGGACAUGUGAGGAUAAGAUCUAAAGGUCAAGGGUUGGCGUUGAGUUUAGGUGAUCGAGUUGCCUCGAUAUCGAGAAAGAGUAAGAAUGCGUCUAUAACUCGUGUGUAG